GCCAUCUCCAUCAGUAAUAAAUUUACGGUACAGGAAGACUACCACCGUGCCGGUCUCGCCCUGCCCUUGUUUACUUUGAUGUUUCUAUGACCCUCUCCCUUGGAUCUGUCGGGUUCGGCGGUUGACGACCAAGAAGGGGGAGGGAUGGAAGGGGAGAAGGUGGAACUCCGGGCGCUGCGCUCGCUUGGGCUCGGCUUCGACCUGACUCACGACUUCCGCCUCCAGUUCGCCAAGGAGUUCCACGGCGGCCGCCUCGUGCAACUCGAUGAAUCACGUACCCGGGAUGUCUUGUUCCCCGGUGGGCAUGUCGUCCGUGGCGUCUCUGAGGAUAUCGGAUUGGAUAAGGGCGAUCGAAUUCGGUUCCGAUCGGAUGUGCUGGAGUUCAAUCAGAUGUCUGAAUUACUGAAUCAGAAGUCCUCAGUCCAAGGAAAAGUGCCUUCAGGUUAUUUUAAUGCUCUUUUUGAUCUAACCGGAGCAUGGUUGGAAGAUGCUAAAGAGACAAAGUAUCUUGCUUUCGAUGGAUAUUUUAUUUCCUUGUAUAAUUUACACCUGAAAGCUUCUCCUUUGGUUCUCCAUGAUGAGGUAAAAAGGGCGGUACCUUUGAAGUGGGAUCCUGUAUCCCUCAGUUGCUUUAUCAGGACAUUUGGAACACAUAUAAUUGUAGAAGUAGCUAUAGGAGGUCAGGAUGUAGUUUGUGUUAGACAAACUUCUUCAUCAACAAUUUCAUCUACUGAGUUAAAGAUGCAUCUUGAGGAUCUUGGAGAUUUUUUAUUUUCUGAUGGAAUUAGUCGUUCUCCUCUACAUCGGAAAACCAGAGAAGGCAAGAACAAGGCACCUGAGGUCUUCACAAACAUCUUGCAAUCUAACACGUUGAAUCUGGCUGUCUAUUCAGAAGCUUCAACUAAGGAAGGACUCACAGUCAUUUGUUCAAAAAGAGGAGGUGAUGUAUAUGUAUCAACUCACUCUAAUUGGCUACAGACCGUGCAAAACAGCCCUGAUGCAAUCCUCUUCAAAUUUGUUCCCAUCACGUCUCUUCUUACUGGUAUCCCAGGCGGUGGAUAUCUCAGUCAUGCUAUAAAUUUGUACCUUCGCUACAAACCAGAUCCUGAAGAUCUACAGUGUUUCUUGGAAUUUCAAGUCCCUAAUCAGUGGGCACCAAUGUUCAAUGAACUCGCUCUUGGACCUCAAAGAACAACAGUCUCCUAUCCCAAGCUGCAGUUUAGAUUUUUUGGUCCAAAACUUCAUGUUAAUACUGACCAGGUUCUAAGCAAUCAGAAACCAGUCAUUGGUAUGCGGUUAUACUUGGAGGGGCCUAAGUGCAAUCGAUUGGCCAUACAUUUGCAGCACCUUUCGAGUCUCCCCGGCAUACUCAGAAACACUGGUUCAUCUUGGAUAUCAGAGUGGCAAGGAUCUGAAGAACCAGGCCCAGGAUACUUUGAGCCUAUCCAAUGGAAGAACUACUCAGCUAUUUGCACACUGGCAGUGAAGCAUGAUCCCAUUUGGCUCCAAAGGGUAGCCAAUGGUGUGUUUGUCGUAAUUGGUGCACAACUUGUCGCAAGAGGGAAUUGGUCUAAGAAAGUACUUCAUCUUUGCCUCCAAUAUAUGCACAUUCCGCAUUGCACCAUUCGAAAGACAGAAUGGUCUCGUGCUCCUGCAUCUUCUCUGAAAGGAAGCUUCCUGACAAAUCUAAGCACCACUUUUAGCACAACAUUCACGCCAAGGGAUGCACCACCACCUGCAAAGAAUGUCCCUUCGCAGUUGAAUUCAGGUGUGUAUCCUGAUGGCCCACCUGUGCUUGUUCAAUCAAGAAAGCUCUUAAAGUUUGUCAAUAUCGCUGAGGUGGUCCGCGGCCCUCACAAUGUACCAGGCCAUUGGCUUGUAACUGCUGCAAAGCUCACCAAAGAAAAAGGAAAAAUCACCUUGCAUGUGAAGUUUGCUUUGUUGCAUUAUUCUGCUGAGGCUGAGAUGUUCAACUAAUGUUCAUAUGGGAGGAGUUAUUACUUGCCAUGUAGAUUUAAGAGUUCUGAUUGCAGGAUCGAGCCAAUUUUGUGCACCAUUGAUUGUCUUUUCAACCGUAUUAAAAUUGUACAGAUAUUAGCAAUAAUUUGCACGUAAUUCUUGCACGUUGUGCCAUGUUCAAUCUUUCUUUUUA
Molecule: messenger RNA, 2152 nt
Organism: Zingiber officinale
Lineage: Eukaryota; Viridiplantae; Streptophyta; Magnoliopsida; Zingiberales; Zingiberaceae
Product: MACPF domain-containing protein At1g14780-like
Exons: 7
Coding region: 145-1977 (610 amino acids)
Biological process (GO): plant-type hypersensitive response; regulation of salicylic acid mediated signaling pathway
Cellular component (GO): plasma membrane
Source: RefSeq, a predicted model, not a curated record